Molecule: messenger RNA, 2523 nt
Organism: Oryza brachyantha (malo sina)
Lineage: Eukaryota; Viridiplantae; Streptophyta; Magnoliopsida; Poales; Poaceae
Product: putative receptor protein kinase ZmPK1
Exons: 3
Coding region: 1-2523 (840 amino acids)
Biological process (GO): recognition of pollen; protein phosphorylation
Molecular function (GO): protein serine/threonine kinase activity; ATP binding
Source: RefSeq, a predicted model, not a curated record
AUGGUGCCCAUAUGCUUCGACACCCGUCCUAUCAGGCGAGUCCCACACAGUGAGCACAUCGCAAGGGGCAAGAACUCUUCUGCAUCUCUCCUUGCCAACAGUGACGCCGAGCUAGAGCCACUCGAUUGCAUGCUCCCGCCCAUUCCAAAUCUAGAGGUUCUGCUGCUGCGGAAAAAGGCAGAUGUGGGGUUCAGGUGGAAGCAGCUGCAGGAGAAGGGAGAUGAGGAGCUCGGGUUAUCAGCUAUCCCUUUAAAUCAGUUUGGAACUCCAACCACCUGCGGGUGUUCCAGGAUGAAUCGAUUCCAUGGCGUGUGCUGCUUACUCCUUGUCACCUUCCUGUGCUGUGUUGCUCUUUCCGAAGGCGAUCACCGGAGCGUUCUAUGGCGCGGCGACUCCAUCGCCGUGGAGGACGCCGCCGGCCACGUCCUCGUGUCGCCGAGCGGCGACUUCUCGUGCGGCUUCCACAAGGUGGCGACCAACGCCUACACGUUCACCGUCUGGUUCACCGCGUCCGCCGACGCCACCGUCGCGUGGACGGCCAACCGCGACGCCCCCGUGAACGGCGUCGGCUCGCGUGCCGAGCUCCGCAAGGACGGGUCGCUGGUGCUGCAGGACUACGACGGCCGCGUCGUGUGGAGCACCAACACCAGCGGCACGCCGGCCGACCGCGCGCAGCUCCUCGACACCGGUAACCUCGUCGUCGCCGACGCCGCCGGCAACCGGCUGUGGCAGAGCUUCGACUGGCCAACGGACACGCUUCUCGCCGGGCAGCCCGUCACGCGGUACAAGCAGCUGGUGUCGUCCGCGGUGAAGGGCUUGCCGUACUCCGGCUACUACAAAUUCUACUUCGACAGCAACAACAUCCUCAACCUCAUGUACGACGGGCCGGAGAUCAGCAGCAACUACUGGCCGGACCCCUUCAACAAGUGGUGGGACAACAACCGGACGUGCGACGUCCACGGCGUGUGCGGCCGCUACGGCAUCUGCGCGUACCACCGCGGCCCGUCGUGCUCCUGCCCCGACGGUUACGUGCCCCACGACAGCGGCGACUGGAGCAAGGGGUGCCGCCGCACGUUCGACGUCCGCUGCGGCGAGGACGUCGGCUUCGCAGUCAUGCGGCACACCGACUACUGGGGCUUCGACCUCAACUACACCUCCGUGCUCUCGUUCGACGCGUGCCGGCGGCUCUGCCUCGCCGACUGCCGCUGCGAGGCCUUCGGCUACCGGCAGGGCACCGGCGAGUGCUACCCCAAGAUCGCUCUCUGGAACGGCCGGAUUAUGAGCAUUCCCUACCAGACCAUCUACCUCAAGAUCCCAACGCGUGUCAAGAACCUGAACCCGUCCUUGCUGCACUUCGAUGGCCACGCCUGCACCGUGGACGAACGGAACGCUAGCGUCAACGGCUCGUACCAGCUUCAUGGCAGGAGCAACGGGAUAAACUUCAUCUACUUCUACUGCUUCCUCGCGGUCGUGUUCGCCAUGGAAGCCAUUUUCGUGGUCGUCGGCUACCUGUUCGUCUUUCGAGCCGAUUCGGUGGCGGCAGGACGGGCCCAUGACGAAGGGUACAACUUGGUGUUCAGCCAUUUCAGGAGGUUCACCUACGACGAGCUAUCAGACGCGACGUGCGGGUUUACAGACGAGCUUGCCAAGGGCGCGACGGGGUCCGUGUACAAGGGCGUCCUGGACGACGGCCGGAGCAUCGCCGUGAAGCGGCUGGAUGAGCUGACGCAGGCCGACGAGGUGUUCCGGUCGGAGCUGAGCGUGAUAGGCCGGAUCAACCACAUGAACCUCGUCAGGAUAUGGGGCUUCUGCUCGGAACACCCGCACCGGCUCAUCGUCUCCGAGUACGUCGAGAACGGCUCGCUCGACAGGGCCCUCUUCGGCGACGACGGCGAGGGCUCCGGGGUGGCGCUAGCGUGGCGGUCGAGGUACAAGAUCGCCGUCGGCGUGGCGAAGGCGCUGGCUUACCUCCACCACGAGUGCCUAGAGUGGAUCGUGCACUGCGACGUGAAGCCGGAGAACAUACUGCUCGACGGCGACCUGGAGCCCAAGGUGACGGACUUCGGCCUCGUCAAGCUGCUGAGCCGCGACGCCGGCAGCCACCUAGCGCUGUCCCGCGUGCACGGCACCAGGGGCUACAUUGCGCCGGAGUGCUGGACGGCGGGCCGCUCCAUCACCGGCAAAGCCGACGUGUACAGCUUCGGUGUCGUGCUGCUGGAGCUCCUCAGGGGGGAGAGGGUCUGCGACUGGGUGGCGGCGGACGACGGAGCCGGGGAUCUCCAGCGUUUGGCCGCAUUGCUCAAGGAGAAGCUGAAGCGUGACGACGACGAGCUGCCGACGUGGCUGGAGGAGCUCGUGGAUGCACGGCUGCGCGGUGACUUCAACCGUGUGCAGGCAGCCGCGAUGCUGGAGCUGGCGGUGUCGUGCGUCGACGGCGAGCCCAGCAGGAGGCCAAGCAUGGACGCGGUUGUUCGGAAGGUCAUCUCGUUGGACGACAGAACUUCUUUACACUGUGCUGGCUAG